AGUUUUCUCUAUUAAAUGAUCCUUUCGUCUGACUCAAAUCAAGAUUCUCAAAAUCAAGCCUGUGCUACAACUACACUGGCCAAAUAUUUCGUACUCGAGAACUCAGAAAUCAAUUCGACCACCAUCAUGUUGUCCUUGUCCUUGACCCGUCAUGUCCAGCUCAGUGGACUUCAGAAGGCCCUCACUAGCCUAUCGCUCAGUUCUGCUCGGCCAAGUUUGGCCGCCUUCUCGACUUUGGGGAACUGCCAGCCUCAAGCUCAGGCUGUUCAGGCAGGCAAAUCUAAGUGGUCUGGGAUGUGCGUGCCAAGGCGGGAAUUUCAAACCUCUUUGAGCAUGAAGAGCUCGGAUCACGUCAAGUUAUGGACGGCGGAGCGAUUGGUGUCCUUAGGCCAGAUUCCAGCCUUCAUUUUGCCCUUGAUGAUCACUAAUCCCGUGACAGAUGCCAUCUUCUGUACUCUCUUGGUGCUUCAUUCUCAUUGGGGCAUUGAAGCCAUUGUAGUGGAUUACAUCCGACCGAGUCUGUUCGGUGGAAAAACCCUCAUCCCAAACAUUGCCCAAGGUUUAGUGUGGGUUUUCUCGGCUGUCACUUUGGGCGCCUUGUACUACUUCAAUUACACCGAUGUGGGCGUGGUGAACGCAAUCAAAAUGCUGUGGACCCUCUAACCGCUCUGCCACAUGCACCUAAAAGUUAUAAGAACCAAAUAAAUUUCUUUAUGAAUAAAGAGGACGAGUUUAUGAGCGCUUUAUCUACAA
Messenger RNA from Tigriopus californicus, 753 nucleotides. It is a transcript of the gene SdhD, whose product is annotated as succinate dehydrogenase [ubiquinone] cytochrome b small subunit, mitochondrial-like. NCBI's taxonomy places the organism in Eukaryota, Metazoa, Arthropoda, Copepoda, Harpacticoida, Harpacticidae. Bases 16 to 663 code for a protein of 215 amino acids. The record is from RefSeq and is a predicted model, not a curated record. Gene Ontology annotation, molecular function: heme binding; ubiquinone binding. Gene Ontology annotation, biological process: tricarboxylic acid cycle; mitochondrial electron transport, succinate to ubiquinone. The transcript is spliced from 4 exons. Gene Ontology annotation, cellular component: mitochondrial envelope; membrane.